Molecule: messenger RNA, 862 nt
Organism: Vicia villosa (hairy vetch)
Lineage: Eukaryota; Viridiplantae; Streptophyta; Magnoliopsida; Fabales; Fabaceae
Product: probable calcium-binding protein CML27
Exons: 1
Coding region: 128-679 (183 amino acids)
Molecular function (GO): calcium ion binding
Source: RefSeq, a predicted model, not a curated record
UUCUUUUUUUCUUUUUCUUUUUAAACUCAAUAAUUCAUAUUACCCAAUUUCAAAAACAAAACCAAUCCAAACCAAACUAACAAACUCAAUUUACCCAUUCUUCUCCAAACCGAAUAAACUUCAAACAAUGGCAACGAAUGAACACGUUCCAGUAGAAUCCGAGCCAAACCCGAACCUAAACCCAAACCAGAACCAAACUCCGACCCCCUCUCCAAUCCCCGAAGACACCGACGAACUCAAAAAAGUCUUCAACGGUUUCGACGCCAACCGCGACGGCAAGAUCUCCGCCAACGAACUCGAAACCGUUCUCCGAACACUCAGAUCCGACGUGCCACAGGAGGAAGAACUCCGCCGCGUGAUGGAAGAUAUAAGCACCGAUCACCACGGUUCCAUCAACCUAUCGGAAUUCUCCGCGGUCUGCCGCUCCGACACUUCUGACGGCGGCGGCGGUUCAGCGCUUCGCGAUGCUUUCGAUCUGUACGAUCGCGACAAAAACGGACUUAUCUCGACUGAGGAGCUUCAUCUGGCGCUGGACCGCCUCGGGAUGAAGUGUUCAGUGGAGGAGUGCAGGGAGAUGAUCAAGUCCGUUGAUUCUGACGGUGACGGAAGUGUUGACUUCGAUGAGUUCAAGCAGAUGAUGACGGCGAAGAGCCGCGCCGUUAACGACUCUGUUAAUUAGACGUUAAAAGUUUCGAAGUCUUCGUCAUGGUUAGAAGUUUCGGUGUAUUCGGUAAAAGCUUCCACUGUACUUUUUUUUUUUAACAUAAAUAAAUAAUGAGCGAAUUGCUCUGAAACUUUAUAGUUUUUAUAAUUUCAUGUCAUAACAGUAUUUCAAAUAUUAAAUUAUGUUUUAAAUUUUUAA